AUGGACGACCAAGAGUGCAAGGAAAUUGUUGCUCCUUCUUCUGGCGUACACGUCAUUCUUCCCGGUUACUACAGCCCUGGAAAAAUGGGACUUCUUGAUCCUUCUACAUCUGAUGGCCGUGUUAUCUUCUUUCUCCCAUGGCAAGGCAAUACCAUCGCAGGCACCACUGAUUCACCAGCGCCAAUUUCAUCCACUCCGCUACCGGAUGAGGACUCUGUCAAGUGGAUAUUUGGAGAAAUCAGCCAGUAUCUGUCUCCGGAGAUCAAUGUGCGCCGAGGGGAUGUGCUGGCGGCAUGGUCUGGAAUCCGGCCGUUGGUCAAAGAUCCAAAGGCCAAGAACACAGAAUAUCUGUGGACUACUUAUCGCCAAAUGGCAGAGGACUGUGUCGACGCUGCCAUCAAAGAGUUUCAACUUAGUCCUAGUCCUGUUAUCAACGCACCACGCGUCAGUGACACUGAAGUGAUUGACGACGGUGCUAUUUUGGAUGGCUCCUGCCAGACUCACAAGGUUCGCUUGAUAGGCGCCCAUGGUUUUAGCAGAACACUUUUCAUACCAAUUAUUCAGCAUUUUGGCGUUGAGACGGAAGUAGCCAAGCAUUUGACGGAAAGCUAUGGGGAUCGGGCCUGGACUGUUGCAGGACUGUGUAGGCUGACUGGCCAGAGAUUUCCGGCUCGAGGAGAGCGUAUAUCACGCUUGUAUCCAUUUGUGAACGGUGAGGUUCGUUAUGCAGUAAGGCACGAGUUUGCCCAGACAGCUGUUGACGUUUUGGCACGCCGAACCCGGCUCGCUUUCUUGAAUGCGCAGGCAGCUCUGGAGGCGCUCCCUGGCGCAAUCGAUAUCAUGACCGAGGAGCUUGGUUGGGAUUGUCAGCGCCAAGAUCUUGAAUGGAAAGAUGGUAAGCAUGUUCCUCUCCUCUGUCCCUUGGUUGGAUGCGUGCCCCCGUCGGCACUGCAGUUCCUAAAUGACCAAAAUUUUGAAAGAGCAAGGCGGAAAGACCCUGCCUAUACACGACAAGCAUACCCCCCUUUAGAAGUGAUGCAUUUACGCUAA
Messenger RNA from Metarhizium acridum CQMa 102, 1050 nucleotides. Lineage: Eukaryota; Fungi; Ascomycota; Sordariomycetes; Hypocreales; Clavicipitaceae. The record is from RefSeq and is a predicted model, not a curated record.